Messenger RNA from Medicago truncatula (barrel medic), 1029 nucleotides. RefSeq lists its product as uncharacterized. Lineage: Eukaryota; Viridiplantae; Streptophyta; Magnoliopsida; Fabales; Fabaceae. The record is from RefSeq and is a predicted model, not a curated record. Bases 129 to 692 code for a protein of 187 amino acids. The transcript has a single exon.
AGUUGAAAAAGUGGUUAAAAGUAGAAGAGAAAGAUAUCGUAACGGCUCUAUUCUUCACUUUCAUCAUCCUAUUCCAAACCAUACCCCCCAUUUUCUCUUCUCACCUCCAUCUUCACAACAACAUCAUCAUGGAUAUGGAGAGAGGACCAAGAUACAACGCAUACGCUAAAUUAAGAGAAACAAAGCUUCAAAACAACUACCUAAGACUACAACAAUAUCAACAACAACAACAACAAGAAAAUGAGAUACAAGUUGAAACAAAAAUUCCAACUCCACCAACAAAACAAGUCAAAUUUCAUGCUAGUGUUGUUUCUUCUGGGAGAAAAGGGUCUUCUCUAAUAGCUCAAUCUGUUCCAGAUUUCUCUUCAAUGUUACGAAAAGAGAAUCGUAAACCGACGAAUAUACCACAACCUAGUACUACUACUUUGACACCUCCUUUGAAGAACAAGAACAAAGGUUGUGUUGGUGGUGGUGGUGUUUUGUCAAGUUCUAGAGGGAAUAGUAGAUCAGCAAAUGCUGCUGCAGAGAAGAGAAAGGGUGGUGGAAUUCUUAUGGCAAGGAAAAGUUAUGCUAAUUUUGAUGAGCUUAGAAGUUUUUCUUCAGCUACUGCAAAUGCUAUCAAUGGUGAGGGUAGGAAUAGUAGAGUUGUGGGGAAGAAUAGCAAAACUGUUUUAAGAUGUAGAGAGCUUUGAGUUCAUUCAAAUUUGAUUGAUUUGUUCAAUUUAUUUAGUUUUGAGAGGCUUUGAUUUUAUGGCUUCAGCUAUUUUUAUAUUUUCAUCUUUUUCUGGUUUUGGUUUGCAAUUAAAAAAAAAAAAUUGGGAAAGGAGGAUUACUGGAUUUGCAGUAGUAUUUGUAGAGCUUUGUGUGAUUUGAGUGUUGGUUACUGCAACAUUACUGUAAUAAGAAUGAAGAAGAAGAAGAUGAAGAAUUUUCAUAUUCUAGUACUAGCACUAUUUUCCUCUGUUGAUUGGGAAGGAAAUUGUUUGUUGUAUUUUGAAUGAAAAUAAAUGAUUUUUUUUUAUUUCUUCA